This is a messenger RNA of Pteronotus mesoamericanus, 3630 nucleotides long. It is a transcript of the gene NFATC2, whose product is annotated as nuclear factor of activated T cells 2. Bases 221 to 2965 code for a protein of 914 amino acids. Gene Ontology annotation, biological process: calcineurin-NFAT signaling cascade; regulation of transcription by RNA polymerase II; cytokine production. Gene Ontology annotation, molecular function: transcription factor binding; RNA polymerase II cis-regulatory region sequence-specific DNA binding; DNA-binding transcription factor activity, RNA polymerase II-specific. NCBI's taxonomy places the organism in Eukaryota, Metazoa, Chordata, Mammalia, Chiroptera, Mormoopidae. Gene Ontology annotation, cellular component: transcription regulator complex. The transcript has 11 exons. The record is from RefSeq and is a predicted model, not a curated record.
GGAAGCUCACGCUGCGCCGCGGCGGCUGCUCAGCUCCCCGGCGCGUCCAGCCCCGCUGAGCCAGGCACGCCAUCCCGGACCCCGCGUCCAUCCCCACGAGGACAGUGACCCCCACCACUCCACCCGCCUCUCCGUCCGCUUCCUGCCACUUUGCCAGCCCCAGGAGAAAGCUGAGCCUGCCUGCGUCCCGGCCCCACAGCCCUCCUGCCUCCUGCGCACCAUGGAAGCUCCAGAACAGCAGCCGGACCCCGAUGGAAGGGACGCCCUGGGCCACGAGCCUGGGGGCAGCCCCCAGGAAGAGCUGGACUUCUCCAUGCUCUUCAGCUAUGACUAUGUGAACCCUCCUGAAGAGGAACCGAAUGCACAUAAGGUCGCCAGCCCACACUCCGGACUUGCGUACUCUGAUGAUGGCCUGGACUAUGGCCUCAAGCCCUACAGCCCCCUCGCCAGUUUCUCUGGCGAGCCCCCCGGCCGAUUCGGAGAGCCGGAUAGGGUAGGGCCGCAGAACUUUCUGAGCCCGGUCAAGCCAGCGGGGGCCUCGGGCCUGAGCCCUCGGAUCGAGAUCACUCCGUCCCACGAACUGAUGCAGGCAGGGGGGCUCCGCGUGAGAGACACUGGCCUCCUGGGGGAGCAGGCGCCCCUGGCGGGGGUGGCCGCCAGCCCGAGGUUCACGCUGCCCGUGCCCGGCUUCGAGGGCUACCGCGAGCCGCUUUGCUUGAGCCCCGCUAGCAGCGGCUCCUCUGCCAGCUUCAUUUCCGACACCUUCUCUCCCUACACCUCGCCCUGCGUCUCGCCCAAUAACGGCGGGCCCGACGACCUGUGCCCCCAGUUUCAAAACAUCCCUGCUCAUUAUUCCCCCAGAACCUCGCCAAUAAUGUCACCUCGAACCAGCCUCGCUGAGGACAGCUGCCUGGGCCGCCACUCGCCCGUGCCCCGUCCGGCCUCCCGCUCCUCGUCGCCUGGUGCCAAGCGGAGGCACUCGUGCGCCGAGGCCUUGGCCGCUCCGCUGCCCGGAGCCUCGCCCCAGCACUCCCGCAGCCCCUCGCCGCAGCCCCCGGACGACGGCCCCCCCCCUGGCUACCCCCCAACGGCCGGCUCUGCCGUCCUCAUGGACGCCCUGAACAGCCUCGCCCCGGACUCGCCCUGUGGCGUCCCCCCCAAGAUGUGGAAGACCAGCCCGGACCCGUCGCCGGUGUCCGCCGCCCCACCCAAGGCCGGCCUGCCCCGUCACAUCUACCCGGCCAUGGAGUUCCUGGGGCCCUGCGAGCAGGAGGAGCGGAGGAACUCGGCCCCCGAGUCUAUCUUGUUGAUGCCGCCCACGUGGCCCAAGCAGCUGGUGCCGGCCAUUCCCAUCUGCAGUAUCCCGGUGACCGCAUCCCUCCCGCCGCUGGAGUGGCCGCUCUCCCACCAGUCGGGCUCCUAUGAGCUGCGGAUUGAGGUGCAGCCCAAGCCACAUCACCGGGCCCACUAUGAGACGGAAGGUAGCCGAGGCGCCGUCAAAGCUCCAACCGGCGGCCACCCCGUGGUUCAGCUCCACGGCUACAUGGAAAACAAGUCCCUGGGGCUGCAGAUCUUCAUCGGGACAGCCGAUGAGCGGAUCCUUAAACCUCACGCCUUCUACCAGGUGCACCGGAUCACGGGAAAAACCGUCACCACCACCAGCUAUGAGAAGAUUGUGGGCAACACCAAAGUCCUGGAGAUCCCGCUGGAGCCAAAAAACAACAUGAGGGCGACCAUCGACUGCGCAGGCAUCCUGAAGCUGAGGAAUGCGGACAUUGAGCUGCGCAAAGGCGAGACGGACAUUGGCAGAAAGAACACACGGGUCAGGCUGGUUUUCCGGGUGCACAUUCCAGAGUCCAGUGGAAGGAUCAUCUCCUUGCAGACUGCAUCGAACCCCAUCGAGUGCUCCCAGCGAUCCGCCCACGAGCUGCCCAUGGUGGAAAGACAAGACAUCGACAGCUGCCUGGUCUACGGGGGACAGCAGAUGAUCCUCACAGGACAGAACUUCACGGCCGAGUCCAAGGUCGUGUUCACGGAGAAGACCACAGAUGGGCAGCAGAUUUGGGAGAUGGAAGCCACGGUGGACAAGGACAAGAGCCAGCCUAACAUGCUUUUCGUUGAGAUCCCUGAGUAUCGGAACAAGCACAUCCGCACAUCGGUGAAGGUGAACUUCUACGUCAUCAAUGGGAAAAGGAAACGAAGUCAGCCUCAGCACUUUACCUACCACCCAGUCCCAGCCAUCAAGACGGAGCCCACAGAUGAAUAUGACCCCACCUUGAUCUGCAGUCCCGCCCACGGGGGCCUGGGGAGCCAGCCUUACUACCCACAGCACCCCAGGGUGGCUGAGUCCCCCUCCUGCCUCGUGGCCACCAUGGCUCCCUGCCAGCAAUUCCGCUCAGGGCUCUCGUCCCCUGACGCCCGCUACCAGCAGCAGAACCCAGCGGCUGUCCUGUACCAGCGGAGCAAGAGCCUGAGCCCCAGCCUGCUGGGCUAUCAGCAGCCGGCCCUCAUGACAACCCCCCUGUCCCUCACGGAUGCCCACCGCUCCGUGCUGGUGCACGCCGGCUCCCAGAGCCAAGGCUCGGCCCUGCUCCACUCCUCUCCAGCCAACCAGCAGGCCUCGCCGGUGAUCCACUACUCACCUACCAACCAGCAGCUGCGCUGCGGGAGCCACCAGGAGUUCCAGCACAUCAUGUACUGCGAGAAUUUCGCGCCCGGCACCGCCAGGCCCGGCCCGCCCCCCGUCAGUCAAGGUCAGAGGCUGAGCCCGGGGUCCUACCCCACGGUCAUUCAACAGCAAAAUGCCACAAGCCAAAGAGCCGCCAAAAACGGACCCCCGGUCAGUGACCAAAAGGAAGUAUUACCCGCAGGAGUGACAAUUAAACAGGAGCAGAACUUGGAUCAGACCUACUUGGAUGACGAGCUGAUAGACACACACCUUAGCUGGAUACAAAACAUAUUAUGAAACAGAAUGACUGUGAUCUUUGAUCCGAGAAAUCAAAGUUAAAGUUAACGAAAUUAUCAGGAAGGAAUUUUCAGGACCUCCCACCAGAAAUCAGACGUAGAAGAAGCCAUCAGCAGGACACCUUCCAAACUUGUCCCCAUGGAGCCUCCCGCUGCCCUCACCUGUUGUCCCGACUGCACCUGUCCCGGCCCGGAGUCCGCACGUGGGCCGCGUUCCGGCAGAGCGCGCUGACCCUGCGUUCCGGAGCUCGCCACCUCGCUCUGGAAACACCAGUGAGGACACUCUGCCUUUUGAUUUUUGUGUUUGUUUUGUUUUAAAUCCCAAAGAGCAUCUCCGUUGACUUUAACGGUGUCCCACCCAAACCUUAAGUGCCUGCUGACCAAACCCACAUUCUGAGCAAGACAGCGUGCUGGACGGCAUCCGAGAGCUGGGUGACUGGAGCUCGGGCCGGGUGGGGGGCAGAAGUCGCAGCCCCAGGUUCAUUUUCCCAGCUCCGGCACCUUUUGAAGGAAAGGAGUUCCCAAACCGAGCAAGCAAAGGGACCCAAGAGUCCAGCUUACAGGCUGAAGAAACACAGAGAAGCCCGACCGCCAUCUUUAGGGAUCACCUGUUCACGCCGCGGUGGGGCCGCGGCUAACGCAUGUUUUUUAAAUGCGCAUUCUGGC